AUGGUAGCGAUACAUAGAGUCGACCAUGGAGCCCAUGCCGACUUUCUUGCUCGCAUGCCAGACAGUUUGCUCGUCUCCAUCUUGGAAACCCUGCCUAAGCACGACCUCUGCAACGUGUCGCGGCUCAACAAGCACUACCACGCCCUCGCAGAUGCUGUGCUGUACAAUACAGUCCAGUGGCUCAAACCGGAGCUUCACCUUAUUUUCAGUCAAUCACUCACCCGUCGGCCACGGCGUGGCUCAGCUAUUGAAGGCGUCAAGCUGGCCUAUCCAGCCUCAGAGCUAACACGUCUCAUCUCCGACACGCUAGAGCCCAUGAAUAGCGUCUCCCAUACAAUUUCCACAAUGUCGAAUUUAAAAACACUCGAUAUCGCAGUACCUGUCAGUCUGCUGCACAGUAUAGGUAAUCUGUUCAACGGCCCGUUCGAUCUGGCUUGUUUGCAGUCCUGUACCCUGUUCUACCAGGAUGAGGAUGAUCAGUACUGGGAUCUGCAAGAGAAUAUCCACAUCUUUACUCACCCAACUCUCGAGACGCUUGUUAUUAAGAGGGCGAAGCUUGACGAUCGCGGCUUUGAGUUGAUUGAGCGUCCACACAACACAGCCUUGAGCAAACUGCAUUUGAUAGAAUGCGAUAUUAACGAUGACACCCUGUCGGAUGUUCUGAUGUUCCCCGAAGCCUUGAAGGAGUUUGUUUUUACACAAAGAGAAGAGCCAGAGCCCGACCUGGAAGAAAGUUCGAGUAGCAUACGAGACUACAUAAUGGCCCUCAAGGAACAGUGCCACUCCCUGGAGACUAUCACGAUCGACUUCCCGAUGUUAGCCAGCGCUAGGCCCCUGGCCCUUCGCGAGUUCGUCUCACUCAAGACCCUGCGGCUGAACUGGGACUACCAGCUUUUUGGAAAGACGACAAAGAAACCGCGCCUAAACUCCGUAGGCUUGCCGCCAGAAUUAGAGACAUUAGAGUUCUUCAAUCCACUCGGAACCGACGAAGAAGUGACGGAACUGCUGGCCAGUGCGAUCGAGACUUUGGAUUUCACGGCCAAGAAGAUGAAAGAGUUGAUUGUUCUUGUGGAAGAGACAGAGAUUCCUAAGCAGGUCUUGGAGGCUUGUAGAUCACAGCCGCAGUUGCAUUUGAGUAUGAUUGGGGGCGAAGAAGACAGGGAUUAA
This is a messenger RNA of Fusarium sp. VM40, 1167 nucleotides long. The record is from the annotation of a GenBank genome assembly. Lineage: Eukaryota; Fungi; Ascomycota; Sordariomycetes; Hypocreales; Nectriaceae.